Messenger RNA from Platichthys flesus (European flounder), 1467 nucleotides. It is a transcript of the gene kdm8, whose product is annotated as lysine (K)-specific demethylase 8. Gene Ontology annotation, molecular function: histone H3K36 demethylase activity. Bases 107 to 1423 code for a protein of 438 amino acids. Gene Ontology annotation, cellular component: nucleus. Lineage: Eukaryota; Metazoa; Chordata; Actinopteri; Pleuronectiformes; Pleuronectidae. The record is from RefSeq and is a predicted model, not a curated record. The transcript has 8 exons.
CAGAGUUGUAGUUGGAGCAGCAGCAGCCUUGUCGCUGGUCUCAGUCUCUGAUUGUUUCAUAGAUCAUGUUUUAAUUAAACCGUGAGAACGUCACGAUAACAGAUGAAUGACUCAUAGAUCAUAUUUUAAUUUGUCUUUAGCUCUCUGGGUUUUAAAAGCCUCGGUGUCCUGGACUUCCUGUAAGUCUUCCAUGAAGACCUCCUCAUCGAUGGCUACAGUCUCGUCUAAAAUCUCUGCUGCUCUGCCCCCUAAUGAGGAACAGUUCCCUCUGCAGUUCAGUGGCACGGUGGAGUCAAGCGUGGUGGACGUGUUGAAGCGCUCCAGGCGGCAGCUGUACGGCGACACCGCGAGCACCAGUCUCUCACUCUGGGCUCAGAUCAUUCUGGAUGUGUCAUGGGAGAAGCUCAACACGGGAACGUGGCGCCACGUGGACAAAGAGUGGAGGCGUGUUUAUUCGUACGGCUGCCUGUUCAAAGUGGCCGCUCUGUGCCGCGAUGGGCCAUCAGAGAACGAGGUCCUGCAGGCAGUUCGGACUUGUGACAUGGGUUUGCUCAUGGGUGCGGCCGUCCUGGAUAACAUACUUCAGGUUCUAGUUGGGAUUCUGCAGGACGAGGUCAGGAAGUCGUCGAAAGAAGAAGAUGAACCAGCUGAGGUGAAGAGACUGAAGCUCGAGCGGCCAGAUGUUCCUGUGAUCAGACCAGAGUUUGCGAUUCCCAGGGUGAAGUGUCCGUCGCUGGAGAGCUUCAACACAAACCAGCUGCUGCCCCUCAAACCAGUGAUUUUAGAAGGGAUCAUUGACCACUGGCCUGCACUUAAUGGACACCGCUGGAGCAUAGAAUACCUGAGGUCCGUGGCCGGCUGUCGGACCGUUCCCGUGGAGGUGGGAUCCAGGUACACGGACGAGGCAUGGUCCCAAACUCUAAUUACGGUCAAUGAAUUCAUCGAUCGAUAUAUUAUGAAUAAAGAUGGAGGGACGGGUUUGGGUUAUCUGGCUCAACACCAGCUUUUUGAUCAGAUACCAGAGCUGAAGGAAGACAUCCGUCUCCCUGAUUAUUGCUGUCUUGGUGAGGAAGAUGAAGACAACAUUACAGUGAACGCAUGGUUUGGACCUGGAGGCACAGUGUCUCCUCUUCACCAAGACCCGCAACAGAACUUCCUGGCUCAGGUUGUGGGGAGCAAAUACAUUCGCCUGUAUUCCCCGGAGGACACGGACAAGCUGUACCCUCAUCAAUCACAGCUGCUUCGCAAUACAAGUCAGGUGGAGGUGGAGAAUCCAGACACGGAGCGGUUCCCGGAAUUUGCCAAAGCUCCAUAUCUGGAAUGCGUGCUGCGGCCCGGAGACGUGCUGUUCAUCCCUGUCCAACACUGGCAUUACGUCCGCUCCUUGGAGCUCAGCUUCUCCGUCAGCUUCUGGUGGUCGUGAAUAUCCGAUUCCAUGAUCGUAAUAAAUUAUAUAUUGUUUAUUUA